Molecule: messenger RNA, 4437 nt
Organism: Pygocentrus nattereri (red-bellied piranha)
Lineage: Eukaryota; Metazoa; Chordata; Actinopteri; Characiformes; Serrasalmidae
Product: interleukin-1 receptor accessory protein
Exons: 12
Coding region: 502-2313 (603 amino acids)
Biological process (GO): signal transduction
Molecular function (GO): interleukin-1 receptor activity
Source: RefSeq, a predicted model, not a curated record
GAGUAUAAGACACACUUUCACGCACACACACACGCGCGCGUGCGGAGUACACACUGACGGUUGGGGACUUCACGGCUCGGACUGCGCUUCUCGCGCGCGCCUGUUUCAGUGUGUGUGUGUGUGUGUGUGUGUGUGUGUGUGUGUCGUCGCGCGCGCAGGCUGUGUGUCACUUUGGCUGUGUUGUGAAAUCAGGCUGUGUGCCUGUCCGCGCGUGCAGUUCCGGUGAGUUUGUGACAGGCGCGCGUAAGUCCCGCUCCGCUGCUGCGCGCGGAGAGGAGCGCUAAAUCACGAGCGUUCUAACCGUAACUUGGUGUGUGUGUGUGUGUGUGUGUGUGUGUGUGUGUGUGUGUGUGUAAGCCGCCCUGCGCCGGGACCACCUCUACCGACCAGAGAGCGCGAGAUUUGAAGAGUCACAGAAUUGAUGUCAGCUGAACUUCCUAACAGCAGUCCUUCACCUGCCUAACCAGCCCUGACGAGCCAAUUAAGGCCUGACCAGUUAAGAUGUUAUUCUACGCUCUCCUCCUUGUCGCUGUGGGGAAAGCAGCCUAUUCCAACAGAACUGAGGCUUUACCCACAUCCCAGUCAAGUGUGCAGUGUCAUGACUGGGGUGUGCACCAGGGUGCUUCAGUGCAUGUAUAUGAGGGUGAAUCUGGACGGAUUUCCUGCCCACUCUUCUCCUUCCCCUCCCUCUAUAACUACAAUCAAAGCUCCAGACUGACACUGCUGUGGUACAGACAAACAAACACUCACGAGCUGGAGCAGCCCAUAGACCUGCGCACACACACGUUUCUCAAACACCGCGACUCGCUGUGGAUACAACCGGCCACGGUGCAGGACAGAGGCCUGUACAUCUGUAUGCUCAGGAACACCACAUCAUGUGCGAAAGUGGGGGUGCAGCUGGAGGUCUUUGUGCGUGGUGGAGUGUGUGAUGGUACGCUCCAUCAUAAUGUCACCGUCCCAUUCCAGAAGUCCUACACGCUGCGCUGCCCCGACCUGCAGCACCUGCCCAACAUCUCUCACAAUGUCACCUGGUACCACAAAUGCAGCAGGGAUUUUUCAUUUGGUUUAGAAAGGCAGGUAAAGGGUGAUGAGGUGAAGAUCUAUAACUUGCUGAUUGGUAUGGAGGGGCCGUACACCUGCAUCGUCUCCUACAAGAACAAUGGACAUGCACUCCAGUUCACACGUACCAUCAACGUCAAGCCCGUCUCACCCAGCUGUGGAACUGAACAUCCAAGGAUUCUGAAUCCAGCAUCUGGUCAGAUCUACAUAGUUACUUUGGGGGAGGAUGUCAAUCUGUCGUGCCGGGCGUUUCUGCCCUGCAUGGAAAAUGAGGAGCAGCAGGUGUGGUGGAGCAUCGACAACAAAACAGUGGAAGAACUAGCAGACCCUCGCUACAGCUCACCUGCAAGGAGUAUUGAGCUGGAUGAUUACGGUGAUCAGACUGUGCUGAAAGUGCUGCACGUGUCUGAGUUUUUGGCGUCGGAUCUUCAGAGGGAAUUUCGCUGCUCCACCCGGAACAGCAGAGGAUUCAACACCAGCAUCGCUACCCUGCAGAAAAACGUGUAUAUCCCCUCUGUGGAGCUGGGCUGUGGUCUGGGUGUAACUCUGGCUGUAGCUGUGCUGCUGUUCGUCCUGUAUCGUGUGUAUAAACUGGAGGUUCACCUGCUGUAUCGCUCCUGGUUUGGAACUGAUGAGAGAUCUGAUGAUAAGGAGUAUGACGUGUAUAUCUCGUACGCGCGGAACGGGGAGGAGGAGGAGUUCGUCAUGACGACGCUGAGGAGGGUGCUGGAGGUAGAGCUCGGAUACUCCGUCUGCAUCUUCGACAGAGACAGUCUGCCUGGAGGGACCAUAACGGACGAGACGCUGCGGUUCGUUGGCCGCAGCCGGCGGCUGGUGAUUGUGGUGAGCGCACUCAGCGCUGUGCAGGGUACCCAGGCUCUGCUGGAGCUUCAGGCUGGGCUGGUGAUGCUGCGGGGGGGCCGCCUGAGGGUGGUGCUGAUCCAGUAUAAGCCUGUAAACAAGCAGUGCUGGGUGAAAGAGCUGCGCAGGGCGCGCGUCGCUCUCACCCUGAUCCGCUGGCAGGGAGAGAAGUCCCUCCCUCUGUCGUCUCGCUUCUGGAAGCAGCUGCAGCUGGAGCUGCCCGCCCGCAAACACACCACACACACGGACACAGAGCACACAGUCAGCCACACGGGCCACGGAGAGCGCAAACAAGCGGUCGAGAGCACGGCGCUGAUUCUGGACUCUCUGAGGAAAACUGUCAUACGGACACCUCAGAAACAGAGUGAGCAGAGCAGCAGCACUGCAGUUUAAACCAGGGCUCCUCAAACCACUUCUGCCUCAAGGCCCACCUGCUCAUCAUUAUCAGAGAGCACGAAGGGCCUCCGCAUCACAAAACUAAGACUUUUGCUUAAAAGUGUCAUUUUGGAAAUUUUCAGUACAGCUUUGUUUGGGUGCCAGGGCUCACAAGAUGUGACACAAAUCAGAGAGCAUAAAAUAUCAACAGAUGAUGCUGAAGUAAGCCUGUUUUAUACCAGACGUCGAGCAGAAUGGGGGAAUGUCAGGGCGAGUGUGUGUUUACUUCUAUAGGAAAGGUUCACUGUUUUUUCAGGGCUACUAUUUACAAAAGUGUUUCCUAAAGAAAAUGCAAAGUGACUGCACAGCGUAAGCAGUUGCUAGGCAGUUGCUAGGAAGAUGCUGAACCGUUACAAUAGUAUUUAAGGUGGUUGCAAAUGUGCUGAUAAAUUGUUGCUAGGGUGUUGCUAUGUGGUUGCUAGGGUGUUGCUAGGUGGCUACUAGGGUGUUGCUAGGUGGUUGCUGGACACCAACUUUUGCACUUUGUCAUUUAACACAGUUUGUCCGAAAGCCUUGUGUCCAAACAAAUAACUGUAUACAAGCACACCAAUCCUGAUCAGACCGAACAUUCCAGGUUUGGAAUGGUGGCGAUCUCAAAAACUGUGUUAGUGGACGAAAAUUGGGCAGAAAACUAAUAAUAAGAAGAAUAAAACGAUAAGAAUAAAUAGAGGAGGAUAGGUUCCUCGUUUCAGUCUUGGUACCUCUCAGUGUUCCUCUUGCUCUUAAGGAGUUUCUCCUGCCACUGUCUCCUUCGGGGACGCUCGUAGGGGCUCAGACCUGGGUUUGCCAUAAAACUGUGGCAGCACCUCUUGAAAAAAGUAGAAUAUAAAUAUAUUUGACUUUGUUUAUAUGGUAGAUAACAAUAAUGUGAAUGGUUAUUAUUAUUAUUACAAUUAUUAUUAUUGAUUAUUAUCAUUAUUAUUACAAUAAUCUAAAUAAUGAAAACAUUUCAGGUUUCUUUUUUGUCGUUUAGUCAGCUUAAGAUAGAGUGCAAUCAUUGGCCCACUACAGACCACGGGCCCUCCUCAGGACCACCAAGGGAUGUUCAGCAGCCCAUUCAGGUCCAUGGCUCAGUGGCUGAGAAGCCCUGCUUUAAACUGAAUGGUUUUCACAGGUGGGAGCUCCCGGGCUCGGCCCCAGAACCAUCACCAUCUCAGUACAGACAGUAUUGGACUGAUGUCACACUGAUCACGGCUGCCACAUCAAUAUUCCAUACUGUAAAAAGUAUCCUGUUCUAGAUCAUGUAACAGAAAAAACGCACUUCCAUCACAUCAUUUACCUUCGUUUGUCAUGCAGCAUUUUAAUACAUCAAACUGUUCAGCAGUGCAUUGACGCAAUACAACGUCAGAAAGCUUGAAAUUACAACCCCACAAACCGUUUUAUGAUCCGUUAUUCACAUCUUAUUUACAGCAUCUGCACCGAAUGAGCGAACACCAGCAAAUCUGUGUGCCCUCACCUUCAGAGCCUCACCGCCUCCACAGAAACACCAUCAUCCAAAACGUAGUCCGAUAACACGGCAAGAGUCAGAGAUCAGAUUAGAGAUCUCCGAGUCAGGAGGAAACAAGCUCCUCCCCGCUAGACACUGUUACCCUUUUUUUAAAAACUUGAGAGUUUUCUUUCAAACGAGGCCGGGAUCCUGACUGUAGCCCGCAGUAUGUGGGAACAGCGCACCCUUUUACCUUGGGUGUGCUGUUUCAUGCUAAAACUGGGCCACAGAUAAAAGGUCAACCCAUUUGUUUCCAUCCUAAACUUCAGAGUGAAAUAACAGCGCCGCUGUAAUAUGCAGGGUUCGAAUACAAGCUGAUUCCUUUGAGUAAAAAUCAAUUAAAAACUACAGAAAGAAUAUUCUUAAUUCCCAUAAAUCAUUAGGACAGCUCAACGCCGUCGAACUGCCUUGUCUUAUCUUGACCUCAUCAGAUUUUCAUUUAGGAGUAAAGAUGGGAAGUUUCUGGAAUAUGGUAACUAAAUAUUGCCUGAAUUACCACUGUACCAAAAAAAAAAGAUAAAAUUGAGAAAUUUGGGUAAAAAUACUGUUUCAGUGACAUCAAUUAUUAUUAUUAAUAAUUAACUCAGAUUUACUUA